This is a messenger RNA of Pleuronectes platessa (European plaice), 1236 nucleotides long. RefSeq names its product deoxycytidine kinase (gene dck). Gene Ontology annotation, molecular function: deoxycytidine kinase activity; ATP binding. The record is from RefSeq and is a predicted model, not a curated record. The transcript has 7 exons. Bases 135 to 962 code for a protein of 275 amino acids. Gene Ontology annotation, cellular component: mitochondrion; cytoplasm. Gene Ontology annotation, biological process: nucleobase-containing compound metabolic process. NCBI's taxonomy places the organism in Eukaryota, Metazoa, Chordata, Actinopteri, Pleuronectiformes, Pleuronectidae.
GCGGGAACUGACGUAGUCAAACCCGCGCUUCCUGACGUCUGUUGCCGCCGAACUUUAAAAAACCAGGAGCCUUUUCCUCCAGCACAAGCGCCGUCUCACUUCUACCGAGCAACAAGACGCGGUUUGCGCACAAAAUGUCGUUGACCCCGAAGAGACGCUGCCCGGACUCACAUAACGACUCACCGAACAACUCGAUGAACGACCCGAUGAACGACUCGCUGGAGAAACGGAUCCGGCGGAUCUCAGUGGAGGGAAAUAUCGCGGCGGGUAAAUCCACCUUUCUGCGCUGUUUGGAGCAGGAGAGCGGGGACUGGGAGGUAGUACCGGAGCCCAUCGCCAGGUGGUGCAACGUCCAAACAGAGAGCAGUGACUUCGAGGAGCUGAGCACAUCGCAGAAGAGCGGCGGGAACAUACUGCAGCUGAUGUACGAGAAGCCAGAGAGGUGGGCCUACACGUUCCAGAGCUACGCCUGUAUCAGCAGGGUGCGCGCCCAGAUGAAGUCGGCCAACGGGAAGCUGCGGGAAGCUGAGAAUCCUGUGCAGUUCUUCGAGCGCUCCAUCUACAGUGACAGGUACAUCUUUGCUGCCAACCUCUACGAGAGCGAGUGUCUGAAUGAGACGGAGUGGUCUGUGUACCAGGACUGGCACGGCUGGCUGCACAGCCAGUUUGGCAAGCACAUCGAGCUGGAUGGUAUCAUCUACCUGAGAGCGUCACCUAAGAAAUGUUUAGACCGGCUGCACAUGAGAGGCCGAGAAGAGGAGCAAGAAAUCCCACUGGAGUAUCUGGAGAAGCUCCACUUCAAGCACGAGAGCUGGCUGCAGCACAAGACCAUGAAUAUGGAGUUUGACUAUCUCAAUAAAGUUCCCGUCUUGACCAUAGAUGUGAAUGAAGAAUUCAAGGGGAAUGACAACAAGAGCACUGACAUGAUGGAAAAGGUGAAAGAGUUCCUGAGCACGUUGUGAAGAUGGAAAUCCAAGAUUGGGGCCGUUGGAAGAAACAGUGGAGUAAUUUUUAAAGCAAUGAAAUGCAUCAACUCUGACUUUCUUUUGUUUCCAUUCUCUAUAUAGAAUCAUUAAAAAUGAUCUGGCCUGUUGCAUUUUUUUUAAAUUCAUUAACGGCUUUUAUUUUUUUUACAUAUGUUGUGUAUUUAUCAAUUUGAGUGUGUGUAAAUGAGAAAGUUUGUGCGUUUAUUUUGUUCUUUGGUGUCUUGUCAAUAAACCUUUUACUUAUUCCAAG